This is a messenger RNA of Cannabis sativa, 2042 nucleotides long. Its product is annotated as calcium-dependent protein kinase 10-like. Gene Ontology annotation, biological process: protein autophosphorylation; peptidyl-serine phosphorylation; intracellular signal transduction. NCBI's taxonomy places the organism in Eukaryota, Viridiplantae, Streptophyta, Magnoliopsida, Rosales, Cannabaceae. Gene Ontology annotation, molecular function: calcium/calmodulin-dependent protein kinase activity; calcium-dependent protein serine/threonine kinase activity; ATP binding. Gene Ontology annotation, cellular component: nucleus; cytoplasm. Bases 383 to 1024 code for a protein of 213 amino acids. The record is from RefSeq and is a predicted model, not a curated record. The transcript has a single exon.
UUUUCCUUCUAAAUUCACAAAGGAAAGUGAUAUAGAACAGAGAUUAUUUUAAUUAAUCAAUUAAAUUAACACACAUAUCGUAAUUAUUAAUUAAUAAUGGAAAAGAGAAGUGUGUUGAAUCUACCGAGAAUGAUCGGGAGUGAUUAUGAACUAGGUAAGGAAAUUGGCCAAGGCACAUAUGGUACUACUUACCUAUGUCGACACUUAAUAACCAAUGAAACUCUAGCUUGCAAGGUCAUCUCAAAGGCUAAUAUUACAACCCAGGUAAUUUUAUAAUAAUAAAUUAUACUAAUUAACUAUAUUAUGUAAUUAAAUAAUAAUAAUAACAAUGUAUCCUUAUAUAUAGGAGAAAAUCGAGAAUAUAUAUCGUGAGUUGACCAUCAUGAUGACAUUGUCGGAUCACCCGAACAUUGUGAAGCUAAAGGCAUUUCGUGAAGAUGAAGACUUCUUUUACUUUAUUAUGGAGCUUUGUGAGGGAGGCGAGUUGUUUGAUCGAAUUGAGGCUAAAGACUACUUGACCGAGGCAGAGGCAGCCCCUGUGGCUAAGAUGAUAGCCAAGGCAGUUUGUAUGUGCCAUGUGGCUGGGGUCAUACAUAGAGAUUUGAAGCCUGAAAACUUUUUGUUCCUUAACAACCAACCAGACUCGCCUCUCAAACUCAUUGAUUUUGGAUUUUCUGUGUUUUUUAAACCUAAUCAAAGGUUUUCAGAUAUAGUGGGGACUCUGUCUUAUGUAGCUCCGGAAAUGUUGAGCCAAUGGAAGCGUCAUGGACCAGAAGUGGAUAUUUGGAGUGCUGGAGUUAUCAUUUACAUUAUGUUAUGUGGUCAUUUCCCAUUUUAUCUUAAUUCAGAUUUAGAUUUUGAUAAAACUACUCAGACAACUUGUGCUAUUUUAAAAGGAGACAUAGACUUUGAAACACAACCGUGGCCUCAAAUUUCUGAGAGUGCUAAGAGUCUUAUUAGGCAAAUGCUAGAGCGUGAUCCAAAAAAGCGUUUGACUGCUCAACAAGUGCUUGGUAAUUACUAAUCUAUGCAUAUAUAUUUUUUGUUUUGUAAUGUGUCUUUCUAAUUAAUUUUAUUUUCUUAAUUAACUUUAUUAAUAUUGGUUAUUAUGUUUAUUAUUGCAGAGCACCCUUGGAUUCGAAAUGCAUAAAAGUACCAAAUGAUACUACUUUUCUUUUUGGUCUAUCCAUGGCAUGGAUAAUAAAGAGUUCAAUUCAAGAUGAUGAAGACGAAAAUAUACUCUUGUCUUAAUUAAUAAUCAUUUACUGUUAUGUAUAUUUAUAUUUUAUCACUCUUUGUUUUAUUUGUAUUAAUAUUGAUUAUUUCACAACAUUCUAUUUCGUUUGCAGCAUUUAUUUCAACUUCAACUUUUUAUUUAUUCAUACAUGUAUGUGUGUUUUUCUACUUAAUUAAUUAAUUUCUGUACAAUUACAACAAACAAAUGUUUUCAGUUCUCUUGUUCAAAAUAUAAAUAAAUAAAUUUUCAGUUCUCAACCUAGCUAGCUAUAUAAGUACCAAUAACUCAACUAAUAAUUACUACUCUUUCUUCAUUCUUCAAAGAAUAUAAAAUAUCGUAUUAUUAGAACUAAAAAAAGCACGCACUAAAUUUAGUUUCUGUAUGUUAACAUAACUUUCACUUAAUUUAGUUAGUUAAUUGUUUUCUUUUCAGUUCUGUUUUCUGUUUUGGUAUAGCUUUGUUUAGCUCUUGCAUUGUCCAAUACUUAUAUUGUAUUGUGGUUAUAAAUAAAGGAUCUCUCAAUUAUGAGAGAUAAGCGUUUCUUCUUCUUCUUCUUCUUCUUCUUCUUCUUACUUUCUCUGAUUUUACCAUCUUCCUAAGCUUGCUCUAGUUAAGCUUCUACAUGGUAUUAGUCGCCUCCAAUGAAAUCCUCGAGCAAUACCUCCACUUCUUCUAAUCAUGCUAAUCAUGGUAAAAGUGGAGUUACAUCACUUAAUCUCUUUAAUGUUAUCCAUGAAAAGUACCGAUUAUUUAGUUUAAGAGAGCUAUAAAAAUCAGUAAAAUGCCAAGUAGGACCAGUGCCAAA